Dufourea novaeangliae is the source of this 3970-nucleotide messenger RNA. RefSeq names its product synaptojanin-1 (gene Synj). The coding region runs from base 281 to 3739 and encodes 1152 amino acids. Lineage: Eukaryota; Metazoa; Arthropoda; Insecta; Hymenoptera; Halictidae. Gene Ontology annotation, biological process: synaptic vesicle endocytosis; phosphatidylinositol dephosphorylation. The transcript has 7 exons. The record is from RefSeq and is a predicted model, not a curated record. Gene Ontology annotation, molecular function: nucleic acid binding; phosphatidylinositol-4,5-bisphosphate 5-phosphatase activity.
GCAGGCCCGCGGAUAGACUUUGUAGAAUCGCGAUACAUAUAUCGUGAAAAUAUCGAAGUAUCGACGGAUAAGCGAGAAGAGCGCUGUUCCCCUCCAUGAGCUACUAAAGAAAAGUGUGUUGCUGUCAGUAGCAAGUAGUCGACGAACGGAGUGUUCGGUCGGCAAAGAGAAAAUACUAUAAGAAUAGUCUGAUCACACCGCUCCGUAUGACAGACGGGGUUGUCAUAUCCUGCCAAAGCGUACCUUCAUCCCCGAAACCUUUGAAGACAUUGGCGCAACAAUGGCGAUGGGCAAAGGGUUUCGCGUCUACGAAAAAUUAAAGCCGCCUAAUCCACACUCUCUUAUAUUGGAGCAACGAAAUCGAAAGGAGACCGUUCUGUUCGAGGCCCAAGCCGUAGCUGUUCUCUCUGCCGAAGAAACUGAAUUUUUGAAGGGCAAAUACACAAAGUUAUUAGAUGCUUAUGGAUGCUUGGGUGUAUUGCAAUUAAACGCUGGAGAGAAUACAUUGUUGUAUCUUGUCCUUGUCACCGGAUGUUUCUCAGUUGGUAAAAUAGGAGAAUCAGAAGUGUUCAGGAUUACUCAGACAAAUUUUGUACCAUUGCAUUAUACGCAAGGCAAUGAGGAUCGGGUGUCUGAAGUUAGAAAGGUUCUUAACUCUGGCACGUUUUACUUUUCUUGGUCUGCUGGAUAUCAAGAAUCUCUUGAUAUCACUCUCAGUGCACAGAGACGAUGCAAGGCCACAACGACUGAUAACAGAUUUUUUUGGAAUCGAAUGCUGCACAUACAUCUGUUGAGAUAUGGGGUGAACACGAGUCACUGGUUACUUAAAGCAAUGUGUGGUAGUGUGGAAAUUCGAACUGUGUAUGUUGGUCACAGACAAGCACGUGCUGUCCUCAUGUCCAGAUUAAGUUGUGAACGUGCAGGCACCAGGUUCAAUGUGAGAGGAACUAAUGAUGAUGGGCAUGUAGCGAACUUCGUAGAAACAGAGCAAGUCAUAUAUUUAGACAAUGAAAUAACUUCUUACGUUCAAACUAGAGGCUCGGUUCCUUUAUUCUGGGAACAACCUGGUGUUCAAGUUGGUUCACAUAAAGUGAAAAUCUCUCGCGGCUUUGAGGCCUCUGGACCAGCUUUUGAUAGACAUGUGGACAUGAUUAAACAACGGUAUGGCCAGCAAGUGAUUGUCAAUCUCCUUGGGUCUAGUCUCAUUGGUAGCAAAGAGGGAGAGGCAAUGUUGAGUCAGUUGUUCCAGACUCAUCACAAUAUGUCGGAACAUAAAGAAGUGCCACACAUUCUAUUCGACUAUCACCAAGAAUGCAGAGGUGGAAACAUGAAAAACCUUUCAAAACUGAAAGCGAAAGUAGAGAAAUAUUUAGAAUCUUUUUCGUUAUUUUAUGCCGCUAAUAACACUGUUAUUCUUGAACAAACGGGAACUAUUCGAACGAAUUGUCUCGAUUGUUUGGAUAGAACAAAUUGUGUACAAACAUUUUUCGCGUUGGAAAUACUUGGUAAACAGCUUGGAUUGUUGAAGCUGCUCGAGAAACAGCAGAUGGUGUCUCGGUUCGAAGAAGUGUUUCGACAAAUGUGGAUUAAUAAUGGCAACGAAGUAAGUAAAAUGUACGCUGGUACUGGUGCCAUUCAGGGAAGUUCGAAAUUAAUGGAUGGUGCAAGGUCUGCGGCCAGAACGAUACAGAACAAUUUACUGGACUCCAGUAAGCAGGAAGCAAUAGAUAUCUUGUUGUUGGGAUCAACUUUGAACACAGAAUUAGCGGAUAGAGCACGAUUACUCUUGCCAUCGAAUAUGUUACAUGCACCACCAAGCGUUCUGAGAGAAAUGUGCAAACGAUAUAACGAAUAUGUGAGUCCAAUGAACCUUAGAGUAGGCGUCGGUACUUACAACGUUAAUGGAGGAAAGCACUUUCGUAGUGUAGUAUACAAAGAUGUCACACUUGCUGACUGGUUAUUAGACGCACCACAUAAAUCGACAUCUCUGGUAUCAGUUGAGUACGACGAUGUUCCUGUAGAUAUAUUCGCAAUAGGAUUUGAAGAAAUUGUUGAUUUAAAUGCUAGUAAUAUAAUGGCUGCUAGUACUGAUAACGCGAAAACUUGGGCAGAGGAAUUACAGAAAGUACUCUCCCGGGACACCGAAUAUGUUCUGGUCACAUAUCAACAAUUAGUCGGUGUUUGUCUCUAUUUAUUCAUACGACCUGUUCACGCUCCUUACUUAAAGGACGUAGCCGUAGAUUGCGUGAAAACUGGAUUAGGGGGCGCAACAGGUAACAAAGGGGCUGCAGCUAUUAGAUGUGUAUUAUAUUCCAUGUCUUUCUGUUUCGUUUGUGCGCACUUCGCUGCUGGACAGUCUCAAGUUAACGAGCGUAACGCAGACUACGCGGAGAUUACGCGAAAAAUUGCCUUCCCUAUGGGAAGAACAUUAAAUACUCAUGACUACGUAUUUUGGUGUGGAGAUUUUAAUUAUAGAGUCGAUAUGGACAAAGAUGAGAUGAAAGAUAUGAUCAAAAGAAAUGAACUGGACCAAAUAUUGCAGUACGAUCAACUGAAGGUCCAACAGGCACAAGGAAACGUUUUCAAAAAUUUCUUAGAAGGUCCUAUCAAUUUUCCACCAACGUACAAGUAUGAUCUUUUUUCCGAUGAUUAUGAUACUAGUGAAAAAUGUCGACAGCCUGCGUGGACAGAUAGAGUCCUGUGGAAACGACGGAAACAAGUACCUGAUAUCGAUUCGCCUACAGAUUGGAAUCCAGGAAAAUUAAUUUAUUACGGUAGAGCAGACCUAAAGCAAAGUGAUCAUAAACCGGUUAUCGCGAUCAUUGACAUAGACAUUCAUUGUGUCGAUCCCGAAAAACGGGAAAAGGUAUUCAAAGAAGUGAUUCAGGACUUGGGUCCACCUGAUGGUACUAUAGUUGUGAAAGCGGUGGAGGAAUCGGACGACAUGGAUAGCGUGUUUGAUGAGAAUUUCAUGAUGGCGUUGCUGCAAGAUUUUUCACACAUCGGUGAGGCGAUCCUCGUCCGAUUCGUCGGUGAGACAAUUUGGGUGACAUUCAGAGAUGGUCAGUGCGCUUUAGCUGCGGCCAAAAAAGGCAUGACUCAAGUAUGUGGUCAGGUUUUAAAACUUUCCUUGAAGUCACCAAACUGGAUGCAAUUAAUUGAAAAAGAAAUAGAGCUCUGCAGUAACACUACUGUUGCGCAAUUCACGUCAAAUUCUCCACUAAAGAGUUCCACGCAAAGAUUGGAGCAAUUAGAAAUAACAGAACGAGCUUCACCCAGUAGAGGAAGUCCAAAUGGAGCAGUUCCACCACCUAGACCAGCCCCGCCAGGUCGACCAUCUCAACCACCUAAGAGUCCGAUUCAAGAUCGAAAACAAGGAACACGGGCUGGUGUAUUCAGCGUAUUGCCCAAUCAAUUUCCGACGCAGUUAACGAGAGAGAGAACAGGGUCUGAACAAAGCGAAAGGCUAUCACCAGAAUCUGCGAUUUAUGAAGAGAUAAUGGACGGAUCUCCUAGUUAUCCGAUACCAAACCGUCCACCGCCGCCGUUACCUCGUACAGAUACAUCCCAAGACUCGUCUAGUAGACCACCUAGUUCUGUUCCUCCUCCGUUACCACAGAGACAAGCUCCUCCUCCACCUCAACAUCCUCCACCUAGUUUACCUGCGUCGAACGUUCCACCACCCAUACCGGCAAGAACAUCUGGUGGACCACCUAUUCCAGCUAGAAAUCCACAUUAAAUAAUAGUACAUGUUGUCUUAUUCUGACACUGGUCGAAUCAUUAGGCGUCAUUGUGUAGCUAAUUAUUUAUGAGUAUUGAUAGAGGUCCUAAGUGAAAUAGAACGCUUUCGAGUAAUGUUGUACAGAGCUGAGUAACUUACCGCAAACCUCAAGUCUAUUCUGUGCUAAGUCAGAACUCUCGUUUCUCUGCACUGUGAGAACAUAUGCUUCCUGUCACCACACCCUUCUAU